UGAUGGACUUACCAGAAUACAUGUGGUCAUCUUAUAGGGCUCUUUAUGAUACCAUAAAUGACAUUGGCGACAAUAUCUACAAAAUUUAUGGACAGAAUCCCACUCAAAAUCUGAGGAAUACGUGGGCAAGCUUGUGCAAUGCAUUUCUGAAAGAAGCAAAAUGGUUUGCCUCGGGGGUGAUACCAACAGCAGAUGAGUACCUCAAGAAUGGGCUAGUUAGUUCUGGAGUUCAUGCAGUCUUAGUUCACUUGUUCUAUCUCUUAGGUCUUGGUGUAAGCUCUAUAAGUUUGGAGGAUAUAUCAGCCAUAUCUGCUUCUGCGGCUAUGAUUCUACGCCUUUGGGAUGAUCUUGGAGCUGCAAAGGAUGAAAAUCAAGAAGGAACUGAUGGUUCAUACAUAGAAUGUUACAUCAAGGAAAACAAAGAUGCUUCUCUUGAAUUGGCAAGAGAACAUGUGAUCAAGCUAAUAGAAGAUGAAUGGAAGCAACUCAACAAAGAACAUCUUCGUCUGAUGAGUCGAUCUUCAAGAUCAUUUUCAAAAGCUUCGCUUAAUUCUGCAAGGAUGGUUCCUCUUAUGUACAAUUACGAUGAUAAUCAGUCCCUCCCUGUCCUCCAAGAAUACAUUAAGUCUAUGUUGUAAGCGGAGGCAGGUAGAAUUGAGGAGUCCAUUCAAGCUUCCUUUGAUAGAAAGUUACACUAUUUAUACAUAGUUGAAAUUAAUUUUUAUU
Messenger RNA from Capsicum annuum, 726 nucleotides. Its product is annotated as (3S,6E)-nerolidol synthase 1-like. Gene Ontology annotation, molecular function: terpene synthase activity; magnesium ion binding. The record is from RefSeq and is a predicted model, not a curated record. Gene Ontology annotation, biological process: diterpenoid biosynthetic process. NCBI's taxonomy places the organism in Eukaryota, Viridiplantae, Streptophyta, Magnoliopsida, Solanales, Solanaceae.